This is a messenger RNA of Oncorhynchus gorbuscha (pink salmon), 3193 nucleotides long. Its product is annotated as CRACD-like protein. Bases 989 to 2872 code for a protein of 627 amino acids. Gene Ontology annotation, molecular function: RNA polymerase II cis-regulatory region sequence-specific DNA binding. The transcript has 6 exons. The record is from RefSeq and is a predicted model, not a curated record. Gene Ontology annotation, biological process: circadian regulation of gene expression; negative regulation of DNA-templated transcription. NCBI's taxonomy places the organism in Eukaryota, Metazoa, Chordata, Actinopteri, Salmoniformes, Salmonidae. Gene Ontology annotation, cellular component: nucleus.
CGCUAUGAGACCGUUUCUGUCGUGGCAGAUGUAUGAGCGCACUGGCGCUGACAUAAGCGUCGAGGCUGGGACUGAUCUGUAAGAAAGCGCACGUGUUAUACAGCCCAGUACAACAGUUUGUAUGAUAACGUAGUAGUGUUAUGUUUGAUCCAUUUGCUUUGGACCAUAACAAACUUUCAUUGUACAAUAGUUUCUCACACAUCGUAUUGGAGAGAUUCUGGAACAAAUGUACGAGGGGUGUGACGCUCUCUAGUGGAUGAGAGCCCGUCGCCCUGCUCUCUAGUGGAUGAGAGCCCGUAGCCCUGCUGGAGGUGUGUAAUGCUCUCUAGUGGAUGAGAGCCCGUAGCCCUGCUCUCUAGUGGAUGAGAGCCCGUCGCCCUGCUCUCUAGUGGAUGAGAGCCCGUAGCCCUGCUCUCUAGUGGAUGAGAGCCUGUCGCCCUGCUCUCUAGUGGAUGAGAGCCCGUAACCCUGUUGGAGGUGUGUAAUGCUCUCUAGUGGAUGAGAGCCCGUAACCCCGUUGGAGGUGUGUAAUGCUCUCUAAUGGAUGAGAGCCCGUAACCCCGUUGGAGGUGUGUAAUGCUCUCUAGUGGAUGAGAGCCCGUAACCCCGUUGGAGGUGUGUAAUGCUCUCUAGUGGAUGAGAGCUCGUAACCCCGUUGGAGGUGUGUAAUGCUCUCUAGUGGAUGAGAGCCCGUAACCCCGUUGGAGGUGUGUAAUGCUCUCUAGUGGAUGAGAGCCCGUAACCCCGUUGGAGGUGUGUAAUGCUUUAUAGUGGAUGAGAGCCCGUAACCCCGUUGGAGGUGUGUAAUGCUCUCUAGUGGAUGAGAGCCCGUAACCCCGUUGGAGGUGUGUAAUGCUCUCUAAUGGAUGAGAGCCCGUAACCCCGUUGGAGGUGUGUAAUGCUCUCUAGUGGAUGAGAGCCCGUAACCCCGUUGGAGGUGUGUAAUCCUCUCUAGUGGAUGAGAGCCCGUAGCCCUGCUCUCUAGUGGAUGAGAGCCCGUAGCCCUGCUAUCCGUUGCAGGAUGUCUGCGUCAGACUCUGAUUACUCAAUAGACUACCUGGCCAGUGACAGUGAGGAUAAUGACAACGACAGCGGCGUGGGACUGAGCCCCGACGGACACACAGUCAGGACGGCACCUUCAUCCUCCUUACCUCCACCCUCAUCAUCAUCAUCAUCAUUAAGGCACUCUCCCAGUAACACUGACUGUGGUUCUUCUAAGGACGGGAUCUCGAGGCUAAACAGGAAUUCCAACCACGAGGACUCCCAUAGGCUGAGCAGUGACACAGGAGAUUUCGGGGACUCUGGCCUCAGUAGGGACGGGGACAGUGAUAAUUCCAACGAUGCUGACCCUCGACUGAGCAGAGACAGAGAUUGUAGUUGUGGUGGCACCCCUCCUCCAGCCACCUACGGGGGGGGCCGCUGCCCCAGUGAGACCCAGGUAUGUAGUCCUACUGUGUACAGUCAGCAGCAGCAGAGACUGUCAUGGAGCUCGACGUCCUCCUCUCAAGCCUGGGAUAGAAACAGUAGACAGAGUGGCACUGGGAAGCCUGGGCAGGGCAGGAAGAGGGCACACAGCCAUGGACGGCAUCCUGGAGACCAAGGCUGUAGGAACAGAGACACAACGGAACCUGGGGAGCCUGAGAAGGAUCAGCUGUUUGCCCAGAAGUGUAUGGAGCUCCAGUGUUACCUCCAUCCCCUGUCUUCCAUCCUGAGAGGCCUGCGCUCUGGGAGGUACUCAGAACGUCUUAGCCGUUUCCAGGAGAACGUUGCAAUGGACCGGAUCCAGAGAAUAAUGGGAGUCCUCCAGAACCCAAACAUGAGUGAGCGCUACGUCAGUGUGAUCCUGAAGAUGGAAGCGAUGCUCCAUAGCUGGUUUCCUCAAGUCAGAGCCCGCCCAGACCCAGACCCAGACCCAGACCCAGACCCAGACCCAGGCCCAGGCCCAGACCCAGACCAGCACACUGACAACCAGGAAGAGCACCACACUCCAGCUAAGAGACACACUCCUGCGAAGCAGUACCAGACCCCAGCCCAGCCACCACCUCCAGCCUCUCCUCCCGUCGUCUCCCCCUCAGAGGGUGACCAGACCCCAGCCCAGCCACCACCUCCAGCCUCUCCUCCCGUCGUCUCCCCCUCAGAGGGUGACCACCACCCAGCCCAGCCACCACCUCCAGCCUCUCCUCCCGUCGUCUCCCCCUCAGAGGGUGACCACCACCCAGCCCUGAGAGCCUCCGGCGGACCCCUGCCCAGCUCCUUCCUCUACUCCUCUACCACUCAUCUCAAACGUCUCCACACCGCCCCCAUCUGCUCCUCCAACACAGAGACAGAGACAGCCCAGCAAGAGCCACCGGGCCUGGUCAGACCCUCCAUCGCCUGCUCCCUGGGAUCCAACCGUCCAGCCGACGACCAGGAACAGACCCAAGACGACGCGGUCUCCUCCAGCACUGACCCCCAGGGGAGCACUGUGGACCCCCACCUCCAGACUCACCCUUACAGAGUCAGACCCCGAGCCCACCGACGAGGGCCUCCGUCGGGGAAGAUCAGCUCGCCCUGCCUGGAGAGGCUGCUCCAGUCCAAGGAGAGCGUCAUCUCACCCAGAAACAUGGGAGGUCAGAGUCCGGGAGGUGGUGGGGAGAGCGUCAUCUCACCCAGAAACAUGGGAGGUCAGAGUCCGGGAGGUGGUGGGGAGAGCGUCAUCUCACCCAGAAACAUGGGAGGUCAGAGUCCGGGAGGUGGUGGGGAGAGCGUCAUCUCACCCAGAAACAUGGGAGGUCAGAAUCCGGGAGGUGGUGGGGAGAGCGUCAUCUCACCCAGAAACAUGGGAGGUCAGAGUCGGGAGGUGGUGGGGAGAGCAGCCGUUUGUAACAGCUAGACUCAGACAUGGUCCAUGGAGGAGAUAAGGACUGAUCUGGGCACAGAGUUGACCCGGCAGAGACAGAGCUGUAUCUUUCCACAACAGGCUCUCCAAUACAGCAGGGGGCAAAGGACGCUGUCUGAGCAGGACGCUGUCUCUUUAAGAGCUGUGUGUCAUGUGAUCCAUCAUGUGAUCUAACUACGGUUUGUUUAUCUGCAGUAAGACACUGAGACAUGGAGGAGACAUAUUAUAGACCUGCAGUAAGACACUGAGACAUGGAGGAGACAUAUUAUAGACCUGCAGUAAGACACUGAGACAUGGAGGAGACAUAUUAUAGAC